Molecule: messenger RNA, 750 nt
Organism: Geosmithia morbida
Lineage: Eukaryota; Fungi; Ascomycota; Sordariomycetes; Hypocreales; Bionectriaceae
Product: Syntaxin 6, N-terminal
Exons: 2
Coding region: 1-750 (249 amino acids)
Biological process (GO): Golgi to vacuole transport; intracellular protein transport; vesicle fusion
Cellular component (GO): membrane; SNARE complex; endomembrane system
Molecular function (GO): SNAP receptor activity; SNARE binding
Source: RefSeq, a predicted model, not a curated record
AUGUCGUCAACCAACGACGAGGAUCCCUUCCUCGAAGUGCAACGAGACGUCCUCGACCAGAUCGCAUCGACACGCUCGAUAUUCACAUCCUUCCUACGUAUCCGAUCUCUCGCCGCAUCCGACACGUCGCCUGAACUGUCCUCGGCGCGAUCGGACCUCGAAUCAGCCCUCUCGUCGCUGUCAGAUGACCUAGACGACCUGAAAGCGUCGGUGGAGGCCGUCGAGUCGAAUCCGUCGCAGUUUGGCCUGUCGCAGGAUGAGGUGGCACGGAGGAAACGUCUCGUGGAUGAGAUCGGCGGGGAGACGGAGGACAUGCGCGACGAGCUCCGGAAACAGGGAGGAGGAGCAAGCGGCGGCGGCGGCAAGGCCGCAGGCGGUGCAGGCGGAGGAAAUGACCUGCCGGAUCCCAACUCGUUUGCCGUUCAGGACGACUAUGACCCCUACGGCGAGUUCGAGCAGCAGCAGCAGCAGCAGAUCAUGCGUGAGCAGGACGCCCAGCUCGACGGUGUGUCGACCACGGUCGGCAACCUGCGCCGUCAGGCUGACGAUAUGGGCCGCGAGCUCGAGGAGCAGAGGGAGAUGCUCGAGGUCGUGGACCAGGCGGCCGACAGGGUCGGAGGCAGGCUGCAGACGGGCGUCGAGAGGCUCAACCACAUCGUGCGCAAGAAUGAGGAUACUCUGAGUAGUUACUGCAUCGGGCUUCUCAUCUUUGCGCUUAUCGUGCUGCUGGUGCUGCUGCUCAUGCUAUAA